Myzus persicae (green peach aphid) is the source of this 6262-nucleotide messenger RNA. It is a transcript of the gene scrib, whose product is annotated as protein lap4. NCBI's taxonomy places the organism in Eukaryota, Metazoa, Arthropoda, Insecta, Hemiptera, Aphididae. The transcript has 35 exons. Gene Ontology annotation, cellular component: postsynaptic membrane; adherens junction; postsynaptic density. Gene Ontology annotation, molecular function: protein binding. The record is from RefSeq and is a predicted model, not a curated record. Bases 747 to 6110 code for a protein of 1787 amino acids. Gene Ontology annotation, biological process: neurotransmitter receptor transport, endosome to postsynaptic membrane; neurotransmitter receptor transport postsynaptic membrane to endosome.
UAGUAAUAUUACUAAUAAUAAUAGUAAUAAUAAUAAUAAUAAUAAUAAUAAUAAUACAUGACAUUCGUGUACACGUUCCGGAAUGUUGUGGAAUGCGGAUCGGGAGAUUACGUCGUCGUCGUCGUCAUCGACGGCACGCCAACCACAACGGCCGGUGAUAGUGGUAGUGGUAGUGUCUACUGACGGCCGCGGUCGGUGGUGGUGGUAGAGCAGCAGCAGCACUGAGCACGUCGCACACGUCCUCAACGGGGCGGCUCAGUAGUCAGUAGUGCACUAGUGUCUAGUGCCGUACCGUUUGCCGUGCGUAUUCUCCAACGCUCUGUUCCCCCGGACGGUGUGCGCUAACAACAAUAAUUCCAACUCACGAUUGUUGUUAUACCGACGGCACGCGUGUCCGUCUCCCUCCCACCGUCGUAAGAUUGUUGUCGUAAAGGCGUCGUCGCCCACGCAAACGGUUUUUAUUGCAAUUCGCGUGUGUUUACACCACCGCCGUUGUCACUGUUGUUCGUAUGACACGAUGACGUUAUAACGACCGUCGUAUUCCCGUAUUACGACCCGGUGGUGUCCGAACUAUUUGGUACGUUGUUACUGUUCGUUUCGUUGCCGAUGGAUUCCCGUUGAUCGUCCGUCAGUCGGCCACCGAACGACCGAUCUCCGUUGAUUACAGGUCGCUACGGGCCAAGCGACCCGGCGUGCCGUGUUAACCGUGUCUUUGUUAUCAUGUCACCCGCAGACUGACCGGUGUCAUGUUCCGUUGUAUACCGAUAUUCAAGGGCUGCAACAGGCAGGUGGAGUGCGUGGAUAAGCGCCACAGCUCGUUGAACUCGGUACCCGAAGAGAUACUCAGGUAUGCCAGGAGCCUGGAGGAGCUGCUGCUUGACGCCAACCACCUUCGCGAACUGCCAAAAAACUUCUUCAGACUUCAAAGGUUACGGAAGCUUGGACUAAGUGACAAUGAAAUACACCGUUUACCACCAGAAAUACAACAUUUUGAAAAUUUGGUGGAAUUAGAUGUUUCAAGAAAUGACAUACCUGAUAUACCAGAUGAAAUUAGAAGUCUGAGAUUGCUGCAAGUUGCAGACUUCAGUAGUAACCCUAUUCCUAAAUUACCAUCUGGAUUCUCACAACUACAUAAUCUCACUACAUUAGGACUUAAUGAUAUGUCAUUAAGUAAUCUACCUGCAGAUUUUGGGCUGUUAACAAAUUUAAAAUCAUUAGAGCUGCGAGAGAAUCUUUUGACAUCCUUGCCAUUAUCACUAUCACAAUUAACACGUUUAGAACGAUUAGAUUUGGGGGAUAAUGAAAUAGACCAUCUGCCACAUCACAUUGGUAAUCUUCCAGUUCUCCAAGAACUUUGGCUGGAUCAUAAUCAUUUACAGCAUUUGCCUGCAGAAAUAGGAAAUCUUAAACAAUUAGCUUGUCUUGAUGUUUCCGAAAAUCGUUUGGAAGACAUCCCAGAAGAAAUUGGUGGUCUAGAAAACUUAACUGAUCUGCAUUUAUCUCAAAAUGUAAUAGAGACCCUUCCAAAUGGUAUUGGUGAACUCACUCGUCUGAUGAUAUUAAAAGUUGACCUAAAUAGAUUAACUAUGUUAAAUGAUCGCAUCGGAUGUUGUGAAAAUCUUCAAGAACUUAUACUUACUGAAAACUUUUUGGUUGAGUUACCAUCAACAAUUGGGAGACUUGUAAAUCUGACAAAUCUUAAUGUAGAUCGAAAUAGUCUGCAUUGUCUUCCAACUGAUAUUGGUAAUUUAUGUCAAUUGGGUAUUCUAUCUCUGAGAGAUAAUAAAUUACAAUAUCUUCCAAAUGAAGUUGGAAAUUGUGUUGAAUUGCAUGUACUAGAUGUUUCUGGAAACAAUUUACAAUAUUUGCCAUUUUCUUUGGCCAGCCUUAAUUUAAAGGCAGUUUGGCUAUCAAAAAACCAAGCUCAACCUAUGCUCAAUUUUCAAACAGAUGAAGAUGAAAAAACUGGCGAACAAGUACUUACUUGUUUUCUGUUGCCUCAACUUGAAAUUAGGGGAGAAGCAAAUGGCUUGAUCACUGGUGACUAUGACCAAACGUUGUGCUCGCCACCAGAUGAAGAGCCGACCAGUGAAGCAGAUGAAAAUGAAUGGGAAAACAAGGCAAAUUCCAGAACAACAUCCGUUCAGUUCACUGGUGACAUCAAGACUGAACCCAAUACAAAUACAUCAUUUGUGCGACACAACACACCACAUCCCAGAGAGCUGAAAGCUAAAGCAACAAAGCUGUUUGGUAAGACCAGAAGUAAUGAAAGUAGUUUAACUGAAAGUCAAAAAGGAGAUGAUUCUACGGAAAAAAGCAAUGGAAAUGAAGUAAUAAAUGAAAAACAUUCAGAAGAAGUAGAAUCCAUUGUAGAAACAAAUAGUAUUUUAGAAGAAGACACCAAUUAUGAGGAAAAGAGUGUAGUUUUCCAUCCAUCUUCAAAUUUUGAUGCUGAUAUUCAAAAUAGACCUAUGAAAUUACAUCGAAGAGAUACGCCUCAUCAUUUGAAAAAUAAAAGAAUUACUAUAGAUGCUAAUUUAAUUGAACAACAGGAGGCACAAUUGGUUAGUCUUGAAAAUGAAAACACGUCAAACUCCUUAUCUGAAGAUAAAAGUUCGGUGUUGUUUCCCACUCCACCAGAGUCAUUAGUAGAUCAAACUGCUCUAGAUGGCGAAAUGGUAGGAAAAGAAGAAUUAUUUGAAGUUAGAAUUGAAAGGACAUCUGCUGGUCUGGGAUUAUCAAUUGCUGGUGGUAGAAAUUCAACACCUUUCAAGGGAAACGAUGAAGGUAUUUUUGUGUCCAGACUCACACCUGAUGGACCUGCUGAAUUAGCUGGGCUUAGAGUUGGAGACAAAGUUCUUACAGCCAAUGGUCAGUCAUUAGUUGAUGUUGAUCAUUAUACAUCAGUUGAAGUUUUACGUUCUUGUGGGUCAGUUUUAGUUCUUCAAGUGUUAAGAGAAACUAACCCACUACCAAAAGAAUGGGCUAUACACAUUCCAGGUGAAUCAGCUUCAUCCAGUCUGAGUAAUAGUCGAGCACCAAGUGUUAUUUCACAUCAGAACAAUUAUGAACAUACUAAUGGCUAUACUUUAGAUAGGAAUCGAAAAACUCCAGAGCCUUUAAAAGAAUUAGAUUCAACAAAAAAACAAAUUGUGUAUACGACUUUAAUAAGAGACCAGAAUGGUCUUGGCUUUAGCAUAGCUGGCGGAAAAGGUUCUAGUCAUUCUAAAGAAAAUAAUGAGCCAAUUGUUAUAUCAAGAAUUACAGAAGGUGGUGCUGCUGAAAAAGAUGGAAAGUUACAAGUUGGAGAUCAAGUUAUAUCGAUAAAUGGUAUUGACGUGGCUGGUGCUCGUCAUGAUCAAGCUGUAUCAAUGUUAACUGGAUUGGAACGGUUUGUGCGUCUUGUGUGUGAGCGAAUAGUUGAUGGUCGAUACUCAGAUUCUGAAUCACAUAAUUCUAUAUCACCAAGUAUUGCUUCCACUAAAUCUCGUUCAUACAUGUCUCCAAAGACCCCUCCUCCAGCACCUCCACAAACUCCACCAAAGCCUGCACCAAGGAAAUUAGUUUCUCAGUCAUCAUCUAUCAGUUCUGAUUCUGAAAGCGUACAACCUAAGCCGUUGACCAACCAAGAUUUUGAAGCUAUGAUUCCACAGCGUUUUCUAAAGAAUAGUGGAAAUCAAGUUGAAGAGCAGCCAGUUGCUGUAGUUACUACACUAACUAUCAAAAAGCCCAGCACUUUGAAUGGAAUAGAAUUCAGGGAGAGCCCAACUACUUUAGGUCGUGUCACUGAAACUAUAACCAAAAGUACAUUUACUGAAACUGUGGUGACUAGGGUGACAGAUAACGAUUUAGCUAAAUCUGUCAUUAUUGAGAAUGUCACUUUAGUAAAAGAAGGAGGUUCUUGGGGCUUCAGUAUAAUUGGAGGAACAGAUCAUCCAUGCAUACCAUUUGGAUUACAAGAACAUGGAAUUUUUAUUUCUCAUAUUGUUCGUAGUGGCAUAGCUGAAAGUUCAGGAAAGUUACGUAUGGGCGACCGUUUAUUAAAAGUAAAUGAAGAAGAUGUCACAAAAAUGACACAUCAAGAUGCAGUAUUAACUCUUUUAAAGCCAACUGAAGAAAUUACUCUUACAGUACAACACGACCCUCUUCCAGACAACUUCCAAGAAUUGACAAUUGUCCGGGAAGCAAAUGAAAAACUUGGCAUGCAUAUCAAGGGUGGUCUUCGAGGCCAUCGAGGUAAUCCACUUGAUAAAACUGAUGAAGGUGUUUUCAUCUCAAAAAUUAACUCUGGCGGUGCAGCUAAAAGAGAUGGACGAUUAAAAGUCGGCAUGCGUCUGUUAGAAGUUAAUGAUGUAUCUCUAUUGGGUGUUACACACCAAGAAGCUGUUAACUGUUUGCGGACCGCUGGUCAACAAAUUCACAUGAUUGUAUGUAAAGGUUAUGAUAAAGCAGAAGUUGAACGAUUGGUCAAUGAAGGUAAACUCAGACGAGAGAGUAGAUCGAUAUCUCAGAGUGUCUCUAGCUUAGAUAGAGAUGAUGAUGAUUCUGAAGUAAUUAAACAAGAAAUGGAAAUUAAAAAAGAAUUAGCUGAAUGGGAAAACCAAGAAAAAUUACUUAAAGAAGAGCUAGAAAGUAUGGAAUUAGACGAGGUUAAAGAAAAAUCUACUCAAGAAAAAGUUUUAGAUGUAGUACGAGCUGCUGAAAUGUUGACGCUCAACUCGACUGAUUCAAACUCUAUAAAACCUAAAUCUCCCGGUGGGCCAAAAUCAGGUGAUAUUCAAAAAACUACAACUAUAGUAAUGAGUAAACAUACCUUAGCCCCUCAAUCUGAUCAAGUAGUUAUUCAGAAACGGCUUAACAUAUCCCCUUCAAACCCAUCUCCUCCUAAACCAUCUCUUCCCAAAAAACCACCCCCAUCAAAAUCCUCUUUCCGGCCACCAAAACAUAUACAUUUCCAAGAUGUUCCUCGUGAUAACCCUCAUCCUCCUCUGCGAACAGUCGUUGUGGAACGACCAAAACCUAUUCAAGUAGAAAUGAUGCCUUAUGUUACCAAAGUGAAUACGUUGCCAGCCGACCAGUUUUAUGUUCCAGACUUCACAGAUGUUGAAAGUAGCUCAUCCUUGGACACUACACAAUCCCUAGAACCACCUCCCUUAAAUUAUUCCACACACCCGUCCAUUCCUCACUGGUUGGAAGUAUAUAAUGAUACCCCGUCACUUUUGACAUAUUACAAUGCAGUUAAUCCCUGUGAGCAAAAUACUGGUCUCAAAGCUUCAGUUAGUGAUAAGAAGAAGUUUUUUGAAAAAGCUAUGGAAGAACACCACAAUCCUAGUCCAAAACCUGAAAGAGUAUUUAGUUUCCUAAGCCAAGACGAAGUAGAAAAAAUGAAACAAGAAGAAGAGCAAAAAAUGGGUACAUUAAUGAAACAAAGGUUAAAUCAACAUGAACAAUUUAUUGAAGAAGGUGAUGAUGAUGAUGAAGAUGAUAAUGAUGGUGGUGCUUUAAUUUUUGAAAACACACUAAGUAUUGAGUUACCGAGAAAUGUCAAUACUAACAUGUGUGUACGAACAGCUAAAGCUGAGAAGCGAAUGAAAGAAAGGCUAAAUCAAGAGGGAAUUGUAUCCAAUGAAAACAACAAAGAGCUUUCUCCUUCCGAACAACGUUCACUUAAUGCUGAAAAAAAAGCUGCAUGGCGACAAGCCCGAUUAAAGUCUUUAGAACAAGACGCUUUACAAGCACAAAUAGUAAUAAAAGAAUUGAGUGAGAUAAGCGAAAAUAAAUCAACAAACGGCGGUGAUGCUGAUAGUGAUGAAAUGCCAGACACUCAAUCAAAAGAAUGUAUAGAAAACAAAGCACUGGAGUGCUUGCGGCCGACCAGCGAGGACUUUCCUCGCCUGCGCCUGCGCGAGUCCCCUGUCCAGACCAAGGUGUCGGAACGCGAGACAGUCGUCGGCGAAAGUGUUUCUCUACGGACCGAGCAGUAUGUUGACCACAUUUCCGGUCAGCUGAAAGUCAGGACUGUCGAAAUUAUUGAAAAAGUCAUUGAGAAAGAGGUGGAGACAACCAAAGAAAAAAUAGUAUCUCUCGAGUUGAGUACUCCUGAGUCUUAAGUACCAGAAGUACCAAUUGAAGAGGCUGCUGAAGAAGAAGAUAUAUCAUUAGAAAAGAAACAGUCCAAUCCGUCUGGGAAGAAGAGACGCCGAAAACGUACCAAGUCUACAGAUAAACAAACGUCGUAGUAAUAAUCAUCAAAAAAAAAAAA